Molecule: messenger RNA, 1499 nt
Organism: Ceratitis capitata (Mediterranean fruit fly)
Lineage: Eukaryota; Metazoa; Arthropoda; Insecta; Diptera; Tephritidae
Exons: 6
Coding region: 33-1499 (488 amino acids)
Biological process (GO): negative regulation of protein sumoylation
Molecular function (GO): calcium ion binding
Source: RefSeq, a predicted model, not a curated record
CUUCAAUCACUAAGCAUCGCUAAACAGCAAUAAUGAGAUUCCUACCGAUUGCAUUUGCUGUGAUUGCAGUAGUCCGAGCGGCUUCUCUGCCGGCUGACUAUCUGCCGCCUGUUGUGGAUAACAGUUUGCCUGUACAGGAAUAUAUAGCACCAGCUGCUGAAUCAUCACAAGAUCAAACCAUACUCACUGAUGAUGGUUACCGUUACAAGGCUGUACAUCGUCUGAAAUUUCGCCAUCGACGUGAUGUCAACGAGCUUCCGGAAAAUGAAUAUCUACCUCCAGCUGAGGAGGUACAAGAGAGCGCCGUAGUAGAGGUCACUGAACCUGCCGCCGAAGUAGAAACUGAAUUGGCCGAUGAUGGUUACCGUUAUAAGACUGUCCGCCGAUUGAAAUACCGCAAGCGUCGUGAUGUUAACGAGCUCCCUCAAAACGAAUAUCUCCCACCCACAGAGGAAGCCCAUGAAAGUGCCCUUGCUGAAGAAGGCACCGAAUUAGCAGCUGAUGGUUACCGUUACAAGACAGUUCGUCGUCUGAAAUACCGCAAGCGUCGUGAUGUUAACGAACUCCCACAAAAUGAAUAUCUCCCACCCACCGAGGAAGCCCAAGAAAGUGUCGUUGCUGACGAAGGUACCGAAGUGGGUGCUGAUGGCUACCGUUACAAGACAGUUCGCCGUCUGAAAUACCGCAAGCGUCGUGAUGUUAACGAACUCCCACAAAAUGAAUAUCUCCCACCCACCGAGGAAGCCCAAGAAAGCGUCGUUGCUGAAGAAGGUACCGAAUUAGCAGCUGAUGGUUACCGUUACAAGACAGUUCGUCGUCUGAAAUACCGCAAGCGUCGUGAUGUUAACGAACUCCCACAAAAUGAAUAUCUCCCACCUGCCGAGGAUGCCCAAGAAAGCGUCGUUGCUGAAGUUGUUGAAGAGGCCGCUGAACCCACUGAAUCUGCUGCUGAAGAAGGUACCGAAUUAGCAGCUGAUGGUUACCGUUACAAGACAGUUCGUCGUCUGAAAUACCGCAAGCGUCGUGAUGUUAACGAACUCCCACAAAACGAGUAUCUCCCACCCACAGAGGAAGCCCAAGAAAGUGCCAUUGCUGACGAAGGUACAGAAUUGGCUGCUGAUGGUUACCGUUACAAGACAGUUCGUCGUCUGAAAUAUCGCAAGCGUCGUGAUGUUAACGAACUCCCACAAAAUGAAUAUCUCCCACCCGCCGAGGGAGCUACUCAGGAAUCAGCUAUUACUGAGGUUACUGAACCCACUGAGUCUGCUGCUGAGGAAGGUACAGAAUUGGCUAAUGAUGGUUACCGAUACAAAGUGGUGCGUCGUUUAAAAUAUCGUCAUCGUCGUGAUGUGAAUGAGCUGCCAGCUAAUGAGUAUUUGCCACCCACUGAGGAAGGUCAAGAAGUCACAGAGCAACAACCCCAAGAAGAAACAGCUGUGCUUGCUGAUGAUGGAUAUCGGUACAAAAGUGUGCGUCGUUUAAAGUAUCGUCGUCAUUAG